This is a messenger RNA of Aaosphaeria arxii CBS 175.79, 612 nucleotides long. RefSeq lists its product as uncharacterized. The transcript is spliced from 3 exons. NCBI's taxonomy places the organism in Eukaryota, Fungi, Ascomycota, Dothideomycetes, Pleosporales. The coding region runs from base 1 to 612 and encodes 203 amino acids. The record is from RefSeq and is a predicted model, not a curated record.
AUGAAGUACACACUCUCUUCCAUCGUCCUCGCGGCCGUUGCUCUCGCCAGCCCAGUCCCAGAAGCCGUUGCCGUCGCACCAGGCUCCUUCAGAAUCAACAACGUCGUCUCCGGCGGAUCAGGAUGCCCCCAGGGCUCCAUCGACAUUGACUGGACCAACAGCCAGAUUCUCCCCAUCUACUUCAGCAAAGAAUUCACCGCCUCCGUCGGCCCCUACGUCCAGCCCGACCAGUCCCGCAAGAACUGCCAGAUCAACAUCGACCUCCGCUUCAGCUCAGGCUACCAAUACGCCGUCUACAGCGCCGACUACGCCGGCUGGGGCGACCUCGACGCAGGCGUCAAGGGCCUCGUGAAGGCGACUUACUACUUCUCCGGCGAGCAGUCACAGAUCUCCACCUCGUCAACCAUCCAAGGCCCCUUCUCCGGCCGCUACACAAAGCACGACGAAAUCCCCCUUAGCGUCUGGUCUCCGUGCGGCAACCAGGCGCUGCUCAACGUCAACGCUGAGGUCGCGCUCACCCCGCUCGGGGGCUCCGCGUCCGGUACCCUCGCCGCGACUAAGGAGAGCUCCAGGUUCACGCACUCUUUGUACAUCAAGUGGAGGCAGUGCUAG